AUGACACGGCCACCCUCGACCUCGCCCAACGCACCUCGCUCGCGCUCCUCCACCGCCCGCGCCCCGGAUCAGCCCACGGCCGCCGAGCUGCCCACCGCCAAAACCAACAAGAUCCCCGCCGACUCGAGCACGCGCAGCACGAGUGGGAGGACGCAGGAGAGCCGCGCCGCGCGCGCGAGCAGCUCGGGCGGGCCGGCGGGCGAGGGCGAGGUCGGCGAGGGGGCGGCGGGCGGCGCAUCGUCGGCGGGCGUGGGCGCAGCUCAGAGCGUGUCGGGCAGGGGCGAGGGGCAGCAGGAGGAGCAGAGCGACAACGAUGAGGGUGCAGAUGAUGCCGACCUCGACGACGUGUCCGUCCUUGGCGACGACGAGGCGCUCGGCGAUGACGAGGACGAGGACGUCGAGCCGCCGUCACCCGAGGCCGACGCCGCCUUCUUCGCCAAGCACACGGCGCCGCUCGUCCAGGCGUACCUCGACAAGUGCGAGACUGCUGCCGAGUUGCCCGAGCACCUGCGCAUCUGGCUGCAAGUGCAGCGUCGCGAGUACCUGCAACACGCCGACAUGUGGAAGCUCGUCUCAUCGUCGCUCAACUCGGCCAUCCUCUUGCUCGAGCGCCAGGGCGAUUGGGCCUCGAUGAGCUUCGACCGCUUCUACCAGGAGGUCUGCAAGAUCAAGCUCUCGAACGGCACGCAGGUCGAGAUCCUCAAGGCCGGCGUUAGCUUCGUCUACGCCCUGAUCACGAACGCCAACAUCUACAAGGCGUACAAGCCGAUUCUGCAGUGCGAGACGGACGACCAGCUUCUCGCCUUUGCGGUCAAGUGGAAGGUGUUGCUCAAGAACGCGCCCGAGCUCUCGACUUUUGGCCGUGCCGCGGUGUACGUCCUCUCGGCGAAGGAGCGUCGCUACGCAGGCUACACCUUCAUCACCGGUACCUCGAGGUGCGCCGCGCACGAGACGACGCCCAUCAGCGAGAAGAUGGGGAAGGCGCGCAAGGAGGUGCCCUGGGCCGAGUGGAAGAAGCAGGUCAUCUUCACCGUGCCGGCCGCUGUCAGCAACGACGCCGGCCCGGCCCUGUUCCUCGUCAUCGAGCAUCUCGUCAUCACGACGAAUGACCUCACCAACGGCAUCGGCCUCAACACGCGCCCGUUCGACAGCCACUCGUGGCGCUUCAAGUACAGCAAGCAGAACAUCAUCGACGCGCUCGAGAAGACGAUCUCGCUGUGCGACACGCUCGGUACCACCAUCUCGCCCACCUUCUUCGAGGACAACCUCGCGUCCUUCCGCACGAUCGCCGACUUCAACGCCGUGUCGCUUCACGGCAUCAUCACGGGCGCCCGUUGGACGUUCUUCAUGCGCAAGCAGAACGUGCCGGCGCACAUCUUCAAGCACGGCCGCCUCCCGAUGCCGUACCUGCCGAGGGAGGAGCGCGUCGCGCGCCGCGCAGCGCUCAAGGCGGCCGGCGAGCGCGAGGGGAUCGAGUUGGAGCGUGGGGCGUACGACGAGGUGCAGCGUGCGAGGAAGGUGCGCAAGGAGGCCGGCGCCGUCAAGCCGCACGCCGAGCGGCAGGUCAAGGCGGGGCCGGGCGGUCUCGACACGGGUUUCCUCGAUUCGUUCUUCUGAGCGUA
Rhodotorula graminis WP1 is the source of this 1622-nucleotide messenger RNA. RefSeq lists its product as uncharacterized. The coding region runs from base 1 to 1617 and encodes 538 amino acids. The transcript is spliced from 9 exons. NCBI's taxonomy places the organism in Eukaryota, Fungi, Basidiomycota, Microbotryomycetes, Sporidiobolales, Sporidiobolaceae. The record is from RefSeq and is a predicted model, not a curated record.